UACAGAUAUCGUGUAGCUGAAAAGCCUCCCCUUCAUGCACAGUUUCUUGAAGCAAUCAAAUCACUCCCUGCAUCCUACGAUCCAGACGCCUACCGCAACCUGAUCACCACAUAUGGCACUCACUAUAUCAAAGAUGUCAAGUUAGGGGGGCAAAUGAAAGCCAUAACAGCCUUCAAAACCUGUCAGGCAACAGUGAAUGGGCUUACAGACACUGCGGUAAAAGACUGUUUGGAUGUAGAAGCCUCUGGUUCAUACAACGUAGCAACUGUGAAGGUAGAGGCACAUUUUUGUGAAGAACAGAAAAGGAAGAUGGGGACAAAUCAAAAGUUCAGCACCAUGUUCAGUGAGCGCGAGACAGAGAUUAUCGGAGGAAAAAUAAAUGGUGAAGAUCUUCUUUUUUCUGGUUCAUCACAUCCAAAUUCCCUUAAAAACUGGCUUGAGUCUCUGAAGAGCCUCCCUGAUAUUGUGCAUUACUCUCUGAAACCCCUCCAUUCCUUACUGAGUACUGAACACCCUGCCUGGAAAGGACUGAAGAGAGCUGUUGAAAAAUACAUAAUUGAAAAUGCCCUCAUGAAGGUUUGCUCUGAGCCUUGCAAUAUUGGCAAGAAGGGCAGUGCAAGAGACCGAUGUGCUUGUGUUUGUGAAAGCAGUCAAAUUAUAAAGUCUAACUGUUGUCCAGCUGAAAAAGGACUUGCCACCCUGAAAGUUUACAGUCUCAGAGCCAAAGGUCUGUAUGGAGAUGUAUUUACUCAAACAGAUGGUGCUGUAUCGGUCACAUAUGGCACGCAAAUUAAGCGCACUGAGACUAUUAAUGAUGAUAACGAUCCAAAUUGGCCAGAAACAUUUGAGUUUGGUCCUAUUAAGAUCAGCAUGGCCAAUAAACUAACUUUUGAAGUUUAUGAUGCAGACACCUAUUGGAACAGUGAUCUCCUCGGUUCAUGCUCUUUUGAUCUUAGAAGUGGAGUUGUGAAUGACAGUUGUGUUUUUAAAUAUGGCACCUUCUUUUUUACCUAUGAAGUGAAAUGUGCUCCCAGUCUAGGGGGCCCACAGUGUAAUGAACACAAACCUUCUCCAAUGGCUGCCCCUCUGGCUGACAUUUUCAGCUCAAGAAAUGGGGUUCUGGUUAAAGACAUGCCCAGACUUGAAUCAGCUCACAAUUUCUCAAAUAAAUUCAAGAGCGCUUGUGGAAAACGGAUAAAGCUGUAGGAUUUUAGUAGGAUCUUAAAUCAGGCCUUGUGCAUUAAAGCCAUAAUCUUGGAAAGCUUGCUAAUAAUUUGAAAUGCCUAAAAUGCUUAAGCAUAAACUUUUCUCACUUAUUUUUAUUUCAAUUACUUUUCUUUGUAUUUUGUUUUAUUAAAGCAUUCACAAAACCUGAUCUGUGUGAUUUAUUUAUUUUUUGGGAAGAAAUUUUCUUAAAACUAUAGGGCUGCUCAAUUUUGGCAAAAUCAUAAGAUUAUUUUGCUCAAUAUUGAAAUCACAGUUAUUUAACAUGAUUAUAGGUGGGUGAUAUGAUCAAAGUUUUAUUUCAUGAUAUGAGUUAUUUUAAAUGUCAGUGAAAUUUCACAAUUAUCAGUACUUCAGAAAAAACGAAUACUAGGUUAAUUAAUGUAAGUAAAAGUCCUCAAAACAGUUACAGAAGACAAGUAAACAGUCAGUAAUACAAUAAGAACAAAGAAACUAAAUGACAAAGAAAAGUGACAAAAAAUACAACAGAACAAAAAUACAAAUUAAAUAAUUCUUUAGAUUUUUCAGGAAGAUGAACUUACAGUGGUAUUCCGAUAAUAGCCUACAACAGACAUUGAAUAAAGUAAUCAAAUGUAAAAUAACACUGCUGUAUACAUUAAAAUAGACUUGUCCUUAUUAAAACUGCAGUUUAUUCAUUCAAGAGCAGUGAGUGAUUUUAUCUUUGUCUUUUGUUGUUUGAUUAACAUUAAUGACUGCAGCAGAUUUAUUAGGCUGCUGCUCCUUUACCCUCGGACCCAAUAUACUGUUAUACAGACACUCUUUCUCAGUGUUUACAUUUACUUAAGACGUAACCGACUGUGUUUAAGAGGAAACUGUAGCGAUAUUAGCUCAAAAUAAAUAUGAUAAUUAAUCAUGACUAGUUAUAAUUAUGAAUAUUUGGAUCAGUUAAUAAAAUUAACUUAAUGUAAUAAAAUUAAUAUUACAAUCAAUUAACCUGUUCAUCCAGUGAACACUCAGUGUUAAUUGUUUAUUAAUUCUAAGAAAUGCUCCUUUCCAGGUUAUGGGAAACAACAUUCUUAUAGUACGGUACUACUGAUCAUUUAAAAGGCAAUCUAUUCACAGACGGGAGUCAGAACCAAAUAUGUAUUGUGCACAAGUUUUAUUAACUAAAUCACGAACACAUAGCUAACUAACAAACACAAACAUACAUACACACAAGUCACACAUAAACAUGUAAAAUGAUAAAUGAUAGAGUGAAACCGGAAGUGCGAAACAGUAGGAGCUACGAAGAAACCAAAAACCAGGAAAAGAAUCAUCAGUAUUCAUCAUAAAAAUUGCAGUUUUGGUCAGAUCAACAAGAGAGAGAGAGGGAGGAACACUGUGCACUGGCUUUUAACCUCUGGUGCUGGACAUUCCCCCUCUGGGUCAGUGGACCAAUGAUACAUGAGCUCCCGACAGGAAAGUUUACGAUCCUUUGUGUCUCUAGCAGGGGAUCUGCACGUUAACUGGUUAAGUUGUUUUGAAGAAACUAUUAAAGAUUUUUGUAAUACGGAUAUGUUGCACAGAUAUCGACACCCUAUACACGAACAUUCAAAUCUUCAAAAUACAAACUCAUAGACACCAAACUUGGUAUAGGUGAGUUUACGUUAACCAUUGGUUCUUAUCAUAAAAUUAUGCAUAACAAUACUGAAUUCAAAAACCAGAGAUAAUACACAAACAGUAAUCAUGGAUGCCAUGUCCUAUGGAUAUGUAUGUUCAUUCAUAGAACAGCCUAUGCAGGAAAGUCUGUUUUGAGAGUUUUCUAUGUGUCUCUUUGUCUCUGCUUUUCCACGUGGCAACACACACAUACUUCAGGGCAAUAAAACUAAGGCUGGUCUUCUCUUGGGAUGGGGACAGACCCCAGAGUAAGUUUUAAACAAUUAUUUGUUAAAUAUAACAAAUAAUUGUGUCUGAUUUGUCUCAGUCGUUACAUAAUCCCCCCUUUCGAUCGUUGCUGUACCUCUUAUAGCAAAAGCGAGCGACGUUGAAGGUGCCGAAAGAUCAGACACACCACUGGCACACAAGGCUGGAAGGCCGUGAUGGGCUCUGGUUGUAUGUCUCUCCUGGAGUGGUGGUCGUUCCAUGGCGGUUGAUGUAGACAGCAGACAAGCUCAGGUCUCUAAGCUGGUGCUGCAGGCGUCGAGGCAGCCAGUGCCUUAACAGUCUGUCACCUGUCACCCCAAAGUCAGUUAGUUUGGGUGAGAUGUUUGCUGGUGGUUGCAGGAAGUGGUUAGGGCACUGUGUAGCAUGAAAAGGGUUUCAGACUGAUCUAGUGCAGGUGGCAGGAGGUCAGCAGGUGUUUGUUGGCCUCUGUUAACAAAAGUCACAAGAAGUUUGAAGGUUGGAGUGUUGCUCUGCUUUUGUGGCAGUGCCAACAUGAGCUUGCUUGAGCUCUGUUGGGCAAGGAGUCGGAAGCUUGUACUUCACUGUAUUCUUCGGGUGAGUCGUGUUCAGGGAGCUGUUUUGCUCGUGUCCACAGCUUCUGUUACUCUGAGGCAGACGCGUCCAGUUGUCCUGUGGUAUUUGCAGGUUGAGGGUGCUGUCUUCCAUGACUUCUCCCAGGGCUUGGCUGGUACCUGUGCUGUUGUCAUGGUGACAGUUCUGUGCUGGUCUGUGAGGCUUUGAUCACAUGUCUGCUCCUUGCAGGACUCUGAUCUGUUAUGUGAGGUUGUUUACCUUCUGUUUUCAGCUCCAUGAGCUCGGCUAUGGAGAUGAUACUCUUGAUCAGCCCAGUGUGGCUGUAACUCUGGCUUGUCGUUGGUCCUCUCCUCUCAUUGUCCAGUUGCGUUUGGCUCUGGUGCUGUCGGUCGUCAGCAGCCAUGAUGGCUUGUCAGUCUUUUGGGUCUCCCGUCUGGGAGGUUAAGCAGAGCAUCUGCAACAUUUUGACAUACUUGUGGUGAGAGAAAGGGUGAGGAACUAAUGCAUGACCCUAAAGAAUUCAUAGGCAGUGGAUGAGCUAGGAAUAUAACAUCCAGCUUGUUGUUUCAGGCAUAGCUCGCUAGUGAAGCGUGCCUUCUAUGCUCACGAUCUUAGCUAUGGAUGCUAGGAUGCUAAGGUUUGCGUGGUUUUGAGAAUGUUUCUUGAAAGGCAUAAGCCGAGAUUCAAUAAAUGACCGAAGAUGGUUCUUAUGGUCAAUUAUUUCUCAGAAUCUCCUGAUGAUGGCUCACAACAGGCUUGAUCUCUGAACAAAUGAAACAGAGGGAGAGAAAAAAAAGGAAGGGGAGAACUUUCCUAUUAGAUUGCGUUUAUUAGUGGUGCUCAAAACUAUGCCAGAGCAAUCGUUUAGAUUACCUUUGUAGCUGGCUCAUAAAAUUGAUGAAUCAAAGCUCAAAAAUCAAAGCUUGUUUAAGCAUACAUAGUUACGUCUGUCUUGUGCAUGAAUACUGACGUUCCUUUCAGGAGUGAAACACAGUCUUGGUCACCAGGUAGCUAUGCUUGUAGAUGCAGCUAAUGUUUAGAUGAAUUACAUCAAUUUAACUAUAAUUUCUGAGGUGGUUACACUGUAGAAAGCUGCAGAAAGGUGAGCAUCACCAAAAUCUACAUUUCAUAUAACACUGCACUGAGAUUUACUCAUCAGAAACAGGUUAAGCAAUACUGCAAUUGGGAUUUUUUUUUUUCAACCAAUGCAGGCUAAUCAAUUCUGGUGCAGUUUAAAUGCCGCUGAGUUGAAAUUCUUUGUCAAAACAGACUUAUGCUUUAUAGUAGGUAACUAUAAAAACAACUAUAGUAGGUAACAAUUUGAGCUACAGUAGCUCGUCUGUUGGAUCGGACCACACGGGCCAGCCUUCGCUCCCCACGUGCAUCAAUGAGCCUUGGCUGCCCAUGACCCUGUCGCCGGUUCACCACUGUUCCUUCCUUGGACCACUUUUGAUAGAUACUGACCACUGCAGACCGGGAACACCCCACAAGAGCUGCAGUUUUGGAGAUGAUCUGACCCAGUCAUCUAGCCAUCACAAUUUGGCCCUUGUCAAACUCACUCAAAUCCUUACACUUGCCCAUUUUUCCUGCUUCUAAAACAUCAACUUUGAUGACAAAAUGUUCACUUGCUGCCUAAUAUAUCCCACCCACUAGGUGCCGUGAUGAAAAGAUAAUCAGUGUUAUUCACUUCACCUCUUAGUGGUCAUAAUGUUAUGCCUGAUCAGUGUAUAUUCAGGGUUCACCAUUCUAGGGAACUCACGUAAACAGAAGCACAUGUUAUCACCUCAGGGAGGGGAAAGACACUGUGUGCAAGCGUUACAGCCAUAUCACCCUGUAGCCCAAGACUGGUUGCCCACUGAAGCUAAACCUGGUUAGUACCUGGAUGGGAAACCUCCUGGGAAAACUAGGUUGCUGCUGGAAGAGGUGUUAGUGAGGCCAGCAGAGGGUGCUCACCCUGUGGUUUGUGUGGGUCCUAACACCCCAGUACAGUGAUGGGGACACUAUACUGUCAAAAAGCACCGUCAUUCGGAUGAGACGUUAAACCGAGGUCCUGACUCUCCGUGGUCAUUAAAAAUCCCAGGAUGUCCUUCGAAAAAAAGUAGGGGUUUACUCCGGCAUUCUGGCCCAAUUAGUCCAUUGGCCUCAGUCCUUCAUGGCCUCCUAAUCAUCCCCAUACACUGAUUGGCUUCAUCACUCUGUCUCUUUUCCACCAAUAAGCUGGUGUAUGGUCAGCGUUCUCGCACAAUAUGGCUACUGUCACAUCAUCCAGGUGGAUGCUGCACAUUGAUGGUGGUUGAGGAGAUGCCCCCCCUUCCAUGUAAAGUGCUUUGAGUUCUAAGAAAAGCGCUAUAUAAAUGUAUCGAAUUAUUAUUAUUAUUAUUAUUAUUAUUACUAUUAUAUGCCCGACCAGUUGCCCACAGUUUUACCUGGGCUAGACGGUGUGUCUGAGGUAUCUGAGCACUAGGUCCCUGUGUGCACACAACAGAUCUCAAGAGCUAGAAUGAGCCAGCCAUUGAGAUAUUUGAGAAAGCGAAUACCCACUUCCCUUAAUGGGGCAAGGGCAGCUUCCACGACUUUCAUAAAGAUGAAAGGUGACAGGGACUGCCAGAAGGGAGGACCUGGUACUGAUAUGCCUGACCCUCGAAAGCAAAUCGAAGGAAAGGUCUGUGUCGAGGUAGAAUCAAGACAUGGAAGUAUGUGUCCUUCAGGUCUAUUGCUGCUAGGCCCUCCAGCACAAAUUUGUGAUCACCUCAGCCCCCUUUAAAACUAAUAUGAAAACAGCGACAGGCUUCAGCUCCUCCCCGUCUUGUCUGCUUUAUUCAGCAAGUUCUUCAGUCUGUAGCAGCGCAGUGUCAGAAGCAGAGAUAUGUGCAUAAUGUGAUGCGGGAGCAAUACAACAUGGUUUCCCAUCCACUGUAAAGUGCUGCAUUCUCCCCCUUUCACACUUCUAUGGAAAAUUUCUGCCAUUGGAAUAAAAAAAUAAUAAAAGAUAAUUGUGACUUUUUACAAUUUUCACAAUUCUGACUUUUUUUAAUUACAAUUGUGCGUUUACAUAUCGCAAUUCUGACUUUUUCUCAGAAAUGAGUGAUAAAAAAUAGUCAGAAUUGCAACUUUAUAUCACAAUUUUGAGAAAAAAAGGCAGAAUUGUGAGAUGUAAAGUCACAAUUGCGAGAAAAAAUCAGAAUUGUUAGAUAAAAAGCCGCAAUUACCUUUUUUAUUUUUUAUUCACUGGCGGAAACAAGCAUACAGUACAGUUGUUUUCCUCCAGUGAAAAUGGAACGAGAAGACAUACUUUAGAAAAUGUUAUUUUCAUUUGACAUUAUUGUGGGUGUGGCAUUAGAUUGGCAUGAAUAUGACAUUGACAUAGAUUGAAAACAUGAUCAAAAACACAAUCACACUGUAAACAUCAUUUGAACUGAAAAUUUGAGUUGAUGCAAAGAAAGAGAUUUAUUAGUUUAGUUUAUUCAACAGAAUGUCAAAAUAGUAUGUUAUGUGAACAACAUAAGCUGAUUUGACAAGUUUUGUGAAAAGUUGUGAUAACAAAUCAAAAAUAAUUUUUUACAGCGCAGUGCCUGUGACCGACAGCACUCUGAAUGACAGAGACAAAGAAACACCAUGUGGAGUUAUUUCGUUCUACUAAAUAUUGACCAAGCAGCUGAUUGUGACAUUUAUAGCCCUAGAGUAAAGGCAUUUGUGGUUUUUGAUGUCACUUUGAAUUAUAGACAUGGCAAGUUGUGUUGUUGUUUUUUUUAUUUUUUAAUAGAAAACAAAAAAGGAAUGGUUUAAUAUAGGACAGAUUAAACAUACUUCCAAUCUAGACAAUUACUAUAAGGUUUGUCUAUAUUUGUAAUGCCAUGCCAGCAGAGGGAGCCCUCACCUGAAUUCUGACUGUGUGCUGCUCCCUCUACGUUUCAAGCAUGGCAUGACCAAACAGGCCUUGCGAAGUAUUGCCAGCUCCACUGCCUUACAGAAUGUUCUGUAUCCAUUGUCUGUUUACCUUGUGUGUGACCAUUUGCCUGAUUAGUGUUUGUUGUAUUACCCCUUUGACUUGGCUGCCUGUUUGCAUUGUUUAUUGACUUCUGCCCUUGGAUUAUCCCUUUGCCUGUUUGCCUAUUGGACUGUGGUUUUUACUGUGGUUUUGACCCUUUGCCUGGCUUCACAAUCCUUUUUUUGGACUGUUCUUAUUAAACUUCAGCACAUGGAUUCUAACAUGGCUUCAGCAUCCUCAUUACAAUAUUCUAAAUGAAUAUUAAUGAAUAUGGUUAGCUAUGGAUAUGGUUAGCUAAAAUGAUUUGAAAUAAAAUAAAUAUUCAGGGGGUUGACUUGAUCGGUAGUGUAGAACCUACUGAAUGUAUUGUUCCUGCAUAUCCUAGAAUACAUACAAUAUAUUAAAGUGCCCUUAUUAUGGAUUUUUUAAAAAUUACCUUUCAUGUAGUGUGUAACACAGCUCUAAGUGAAUGAAAACAUCCUGCAAAGUUUUAAAUCUGAAAGUGCACCAUAUAUAAAGUUGUCUUUCAAAAGUAAGAGUUGACUCUGAGUCAAUUAAACAAGUCGUUUGUAAAAUGAAUCCCAAUCCGUUUCGUUGUGAUGUCAAGAUGAAACAAUAGCAUAUUGCCCGCCCACUUAUUGCGCACACAGACACCUGGGACAAUUCAUUUUUUCAAGAACACCACAGCAGUAAAAUCUUUUGUAGUGUUCCCGUCAUUUUAUUGCUUCUCAAACCUCAAGGAGUUAAACGCAUGAUUCACAAAACGCGUGGCCUUAAAAUAUGGAUCAAUGCCCAGUUUAUUUGGACCAGCUUGCUCCUCUGAAUCUCAACCUGUAAGUAUGAUUAAUAACUGUUUAUAUUUUCUAGCGAUCGUUCAAAAUUCGUAGUUUUGUAUGUUAUGUUUUGUAACGUACACCCUAGUCUGUAUGUCUCCUGCUAACCGGCUAACUCACGUUUCUGUAGUUCUGCUAUUCAGAUGUGGGUCCAGUAUUGUCUAAAAAUUUGUCGAUUAAUUCAGCUUGUCUAUCUUAUUACUUGGGGUAAUGAUCAAGGAUGGAGCACGACUUUUGUUUACAAAGUAUAAUGCAUUAUCAGCUAUUCAUGUUUGUGCUCGGCUAACAUGGGAGUUUACAACAUAGCUGUGGGCCCGGUUCACUUACAUAGCUGUAAAACAAACUGUUUUUUUUCCUCUGCAUUUUUAUUAUUACGAUAGAGUGGAGCUCUAUCUGUAUUGUAAUAGGAUGUUAAGAUGCAUUGUAAUGACAAACAAUGAUCUAGCCAUUUUUUACUUUGUUAAUAGUUAUGGCGAAAAAGUCUGUGUACACAUCUGGCCUAAUCUUUUGUUUAGAGGUUUUCAGCUUUGCUUGGCAUUCUGUGCACAUACAUAAAGUAUAACAGUGACGCUGCUAUCACAUCUUAGAAAUAACGCAAACUAAGGUGACACUUACCAUAAAGAAACGUCCUGCUCCAGUCAGUUUCUGGUUGAUCGACUAUUUCAGACGUUUCAUCAUCGGACUGUAUGAUUGUAUACAAUGUCUUGCAAAUUGAUAGCUGUCAUUCAGUUAUGGCAAUGGGCAUUUCGUUUCCGGCACGCGGUUGGCGCGGUAGACCAAUCACAAAGGAUUGGGCCAUCUGACCAAUCAGAGCAGUGUAGGCUCACGGAAAGGAGGGGUUUAGAGAGACUGAUUCUUCAAACUGCUUCUAACGAAUCGUUUACAAAUCAUACAUAAUAUUGUAAAAAAAAAAAAAAAAAAAAAAAAAAAAAACAGGGUCAGUGAUGGUAAAGUUGCAGUUUUCUUCUGAGUUGGAAUAAAGACAUUACAGUCUGACUCUGUUGGGAGAGUUCACUUUCCCGGGCGGAGAGUGAAGACAUAGCAGGCUGUGGUCAAGGCCUGCAAGCAACCAUGGGCCCCAGUCUCCGUUUUUAGUGUAUCUCUGUGGCAGAAUUACAGCGCCACAUACUGGUCUGGCAUGUAUACUACAUCGUUUUGAGUCCAUUUCAGUGGUUUCGUGUGAAUGCAGAUAUUUCUUGAGACGGCGCCGUUUUUUACGGAAUUUUUUUUAGAAAAAAAAAAGAUCGGUAGGAAAAGCUCUGGCUUCGUGUGGACUUGGAGCAUGCGCAUAAACCUUGCGCGCUGUAUACAAACUUUAGUAAAGCUUAGUAAUGAAGAUUUACUUUAGUAAAGCUAAUAGGCUCAGUAGCUUCUGCGGCAUGAACACAAGUAUGUGGUCCGCCAUUGUUGUUGUUGUUGCUGUUUUGUGACGUAGUGGUGUCAAGACGUGGGGUGAUGACAUCAUAAUUUCACAAAAUAUACAGAUUGGCUAUACACACGAAAAUGCAAGGGUGCCAUUUUCAGAUUUAGAUUGGGACCCGGUUUCAAAAAUUAGCAGUUUCAGGCUCCCAAAAUGCCAGAUCCAUUUGGACGAAACAGCAAUAUGAAACAAAAUUUUUAUGUGUGUACGGGCUUCUUAUCUGAUGGUAGUCCUGGUGACUGAGGCCUUCUGCUCUAGUGGCUCUUUUCGGGGGAUGGUUCAUUACUAAGAGUGAGCUUUAAAGCUUAUUUGUUAAAUGUAACAAAUAAUUAUGUGUCUGAUUUGUCUCAGUCACUACAAUAUUAUUUAAAGUACAUUAUGACAAAUACUUGUUACAUAUACGUGCAACAUUUCAGCUAUAAAUAAAUUAUAAAUGUUAACUAGAUUAUGUUCAUUACCUGUCUAUGUAUAUUUAUGCUGAAAUAUAAUUAAAUAAUGCUUUGCAUUUAAAAAAAAAAACAUCUAUCAUGUGUCAUUAUGUGUAGUGAGUUGGCUCACAUGAUUUAUGUUUUGCGCUUCAGAUGUUAAGGGAACACAGUGAGCAUCGAUGCUGACUGGUUUUCAUUGUGCAUUGUGGGACUUAUUAGGGAGUGAACAUUUCAGUGCACUGAUAGGAUUUUGUGAUUGAGACAGCCUUUAAAAUGGCAGACUCCCUGAUCAGUGCCCUGACUACUGAAUUAGGGAGAUGAUUAAGACGCACCCUGUAAGUGGGGCAGAGUCGAAAGUGUGCAUGUGACAACUAUAUCAUCAUGAUUAUUUGAAUAGAAUGACUAAUUUGAAAAUAAAAUCAUUUAAAUUAUUUUGUUAAAUAUCACUUAGUGAGGCUCUCUUUUUGUGAAAUAGUGUCUGUGGCAAGGUCUUUGGGUCAAGUUAAACCACAGCGCCCUGCUGAAAAUCCAGCAUAAACCAGCACAAAUGCCUUGUUGGUCAAAGUUAGUGCUGGUAUAGUGCUGUUCUAGCUAAUGGACCAGCAUAGUCAUGCUGUUCUCAAGUAGAGAUGGUUUACCAGCAUGGUCUUUCUUGUUGGUAGGUGGUUAACCAAGAUGGGUGGAAUGUCUUCCUGGGUGGAGUGUGAAUAGGCCAGAUUUUUGUAUGCAAGCAUUAUUGUAAGAACAGGGUUACAUAAAAAAAAUAAGUAAAAUGUACAUUGGGCUCUUGCUGCUACUGAGGUGGGAUAUGGGUAAGAUUAGGAAUUCGGUGGUUAAGUCUGACGUCACGCGGCAGCGCUUCAGGGUCCAAACGCUCUAUCUCAUACAACAAGAAAACAACAAAUGGUGCUAAUAUACACACAUGAUGUGGUGUAAUACUACCAAAAAAUUAUAAUCAUAACCUUUAUCUCCAUACCAAAAUCCCAGAUGGCCAGACAGUAGCCACGUUUACAUGUACACUUUUUUGUCAUUCCGAUUGAAAGAUUCGGUGGAGUGUUUACAUGAGAUGUUAUCUAAUCCGAUAUGGUGUUUACAUGCACCGGCGCUUUCAAUCUGAAUGACUUUGUGACAUGCGCACAUUAGCUUAUGUCCUGUUUGCCGCCUUGUAUUCCUGUCAACAUGGAGUCCUGUUAUUUCUUAUGCGCGCUAUUUUUAUGUAAAGUGUUGCUCUUAAUCAAUCAACAGAGUGAAAUUUGUAGCAUAUUACUGCUGGAUGGUAUGAGGAAAAGACGGGAACAGGAAGCUGACCUGUUUGGUUGUUGUGCAUCUCUAAGUAGCAUCUCAAUACUACCCCUCCCUCCUCCGUAAAGCAGAAGCGUAUGGAUGAAGGUCCGUAGUAAUGAUUCAUUGAGUUCUUUCAGUGUAUUUAAUAAAUGUGUUGUUUCAGUUUUACUCCAGUUUAAUUUUGCCGCCGACAUUUUGCAUUCUGACGACCCCUGACCGCCUGAUGUGAUGACGUAGACGCAAAGUAAUCGGUUUAACUCGUUUACAUGGCAGACUUUUUAUUUUGUUCGGUUUAUAGAAAGGUUUAUCCCACCCCUCUCAAACCGAUUACAAUUUCAUUUGGUUUGGGCAUUUUUAUUCCGACUGAGGUGUUUAUAUGGAGCAUUUUCAUUCGGAUUGGACUUUUAAACCGAUUACAAUGCUCCAUGUAAACGUGGCUAGUGAUUCAUCUUAUAAAUCGUUAAUAUAUUAAUGUCUGUGACGCUUUGAGCACAGAGACUGUUGUGUAGACUGUAAGUAUUUUAAAUGUUUAACUUUAAAAUGAUAAAUGUUUAAUAUGAAUAAAUAGCGCUCAUAAACGGCCAUCAAAGUGAAACGAGCCGGGGCCUGGACCCAGAAACGGCAUUCCUUACGUCACGACUUAACAAGCGGAUAGGUUUGGUGGUAUGGGUAGGUUUAACGGUGGAUUAAGAGUUAGGGGAAGGGUCAACAGUGUAAUUACAGUAAUAAUAAUAAAGCUAACACUUUAUUUUAAGGGUCCAGAAUAAUGCAUUAGUUAAGCAUUAAUUAAUGAUUAACUUGUUCGCAAUUAAGCAUUGGUUAAGAACGAACACAUAAGUAAUUAAUGAUUAACUUCACAUUUUAAGGGUCCUGUAAUGAAAAUACAGUUGUUUAUUAUUCAUGUUAGUGCACAGUGCAUUAACUAAUGUUAACAAGAUUUUAAUAAUGUAUUAGUAUAUAUUGAAAUUAACAUUAACAAAGAUUAAUAAAUGCUUAUUAGUGCAGUUCAUUAUUAGUUUAUGUCAACUAAUGUAGUUAACUAAUGUUAACUAAUGAACCUUAUUGUAAAGUGAUACCAACAUUUGAAAGAUACACAUUUAUGCUAUAAAUAAACAAAAAUAACCUAGUAAUUAAUGAUUAAUUGAAUGUACAGUAAACGCCUUUUAGUCAUUAACUUAAUAAGCCAUAUAUUAUUUUUGUGUAGUGAUGUAACUAUAUUUCUGUGCCAUUCUA
Messenger RNA from Ctenopharyngodon idella (grass carp), 12828 nucleotides. Its product is annotated as perforin-1-like. Gene Ontology annotation, biological process: leukocyte mediated cytotoxicity; immune response. Gene Ontology annotation, cellular component: membrane attack complex. Lineage: Eukaryota; Metazoa; Chordata; Actinopteri; Cypriniformes; Xenocyprididae. The record is from RefSeq and is a predicted model, not a curated record. The annotation marks the transcript as partial. Gene Ontology annotation, molecular function: pore-forming activity; calcium ion binding. The transcript has a single exon.